AUUCCUGUAGAACCAAACAUUGAAGUCCAGUCUGGAGUUUUAGACAGGAACCAAGAAAUACGUUCGAAGCCACCAAAGUUACUCGUCACCUCCUCUCCUGAGUCUACCAGUAACCCAACAGAUAAAGUCCGAAGGGUCCGGAACCCGGUUCAGUUUCACAACUAUAUCCAACACGUUGACAGUGACCCAGCUGUGUGUGCGGCCAUCAGUCGUUAUAAAUAUUACAAAUAUCUGGAGAAGAUCAAUGCUAACCAAUCAGAUCAACCAACUAGUCCAUUGAUCUUUACAAUGCCAGAUCAUGUUGUACCCCCGCAGUUCAUCACAAUUGUCUCCAUCUCGAACAAGAUCGAAGCCAAACAAGGGAGCCUAGUCACAAUAUUCUCCCUGUGGAACACUAUGAUGGGGACCUCCAUACUCAGCAUUCCAUGGGCCCUCAAAAUGGCUGGCUUUGCCAACGGUGUCGUCCUCCUCAUCCUCAUGGCAGCCCUCAUGUGUUACUCUGCUUACCGGAUCAUCAGCAUCACUCAUGGCAUGGCUAACUAUGGAUACCUGGAUUUCUCUGACGUCUGCCAACACUACCUGGGCAAGUUCGGCCUCUACACUGCUAUCAUCUGUUCCCUAAUGUCCCUUGUUGGAGGCAUGAUUGUCUAUUGGAUAUUAAUGAGCAACUUUCUAUACAACACUGUGUCUUUUUUUGCAAAUCCUCCGACAGGCAACGAUUCAGUCCUCUGCCCCAGCAACGACAACACCACCAGCAACGUCACUGACCAGCUGUCUGUCAACUUUGAAGAUCUAUAUACACUCAGCAAGUCGGAGAUCAAUGUCAAAGUCUACAACAAAAUAUGGGACCUCACCACAACAGUUCCUGUCUUCUUGCUUCUUCUUCUCUUUCCUCUGCUCAACUUCAAGUCGCCAACCUUCUUUACCAAAUUCAAUUCCUUAGCUACCAUCUCCGUGACAUAUUUAAUGAUAUUCACAGUGGUGAAGGCCACCAAGUGGGGUGUCAAUAUUGAAUUUAAGGACAAAUUUUCUGAACAUUACUCACCAAAUAUCUCCUCAAACCUGGCGGCCCUCACAGGUAUUGCAGCUCUUGCAUAUUUCAUUCACAACUGUGUCCUCUCCAUCUUGAGAUCUCACAAGAAACCAGAAAAUGGGGUACGAGACCUCGGCAUCGCAUUCUUCCUCGUCUGUUUCACCUACAUCUUUAUCGGAGUUGGACUCUACAUUUCAUUCCCACUUCAAAAAUCCUGCAUCCAAGAUAAUAUACUAAACAAUCUUCCGUUAGACGACAACCUGGCAUUUGCAGCCCGAGCAUGUAUGUUGCUCCAGAUGGUCGCAGUCUUCCCGUUGCUAAUCUAUGUGUUUCGAGUUCAGUUCUUCCAUGUGGUCUCUGGAAAUAUCUACCCUGGCGUACUCAAAGUGGUCCUUAUGAAUCUACUCAUGUGUGCAAUCAGCAUCCUGUUUGCAUGUUUCCUGCCUAAAAUUGGGAAAGUCAUUGGAUUCGUUGGAGCAUUCUGUGGUUUCUCCUACGCACUUGGCCUACCUUUCCUCAUCCAUCUUAUUGCCCUUUAUGAGAAACAUCAACUUACGUGGUACUCGUUCACCAUCCACACGUUCUUCAUUUUGCUCGGAUUUGCAAAUUUUAUUGCACAGUUUUUUAUCUCCGGACACUGAAGAGGGCAACAAAUAGCAACGACAUCACCUUCACGUCUUUGAAUAUAGUCCGUGUGUGUGUUUGUCUUUUAAAUACAUGUAUUCACUCAUGCAAACACACACGUGUGUGUACAUAUAUAUAUAAAUGUGUAUAUAUCAAUAAAUGUGUAUAUGUAUAAAUAAA
This is a messenger RNA of Octopus bimaculoides (California two-spot octopus), 1837 nucleotides long. RefSeq names its product neutral amino acid transporter 9. Gene Ontology annotation, cellular component: lysosomal membrane. NCBI's taxonomy places the organism in Eukaryota, Metazoa, Mollusca, Cephalopoda, Octopoda, Octopodidae. The record is from RefSeq and is a predicted model, not a curated record. Gene Ontology annotation, molecular function: L-amino acid transmembrane transporter activity. Gene Ontology annotation, biological process: amino acid transmembrane transport.